This is a messenger RNA of Sphenostylis stenocarpa, 480 nucleotides long. Lineage: Eukaryota; Viridiplantae; Streptophyta; Magnoliopsida; Fabales; Fabaceae. The record is from the annotation of a GenBank genome assembly.
AUGGCAGAGUCAUCGUCAGAGAAGAAAGUGGUGGUGAUAGGAAUAGACGACAGCGAGCAGAGCACGUACGCGCUGAGAUGGACCCUCGAUCACUUCUUCCCGAACCCGGUCUUCAAGCUCGUUCUGGUCCACUCCAGGCCCACUGCCACAUCCGCUGUGGGCCUCGCCGGGCCUGGUGCCGCUGAGAUAUUACCUAUUGUAGAUUCUGAUCUGCGAAAGAUUGCCGCCAGAGUCGUCGAUUCCGCUAAACAACUUUGCAUCGACAAAUCCGUAAAGGAUGUAACGGCGGAAGUAGUGGAAGGUGAUCCUCGAAAUGUUCUUUGUGAUGUUGUGGAAAAGUACCAUGCUACAAUAUUGGUCGUGGGUAGUCAUGGUUAUGGGGCUAUAAAAAGGGCGGUUUUAGGUAGUGUAAGUGACUAUUGUGCUCAUCAUGCUCACUGCACUGUGAUGAUCGUGAAGAAGCCAAAAACCAAACACUGA